ACCUCCAGUGUCAGAAUAAAAGGCUCUUAAAGACGUAAUAAUGUGUGCAGGAGCCAUCUGUCAGCCCAGCGGGGCCGCUGCUGCUGCUGCUGGGGGACGGGGGCCGUGUGCCUCUGCGCUGCGGCGUGGCCCUUUAAGGAGCUCCAUGUUGUCGCUUCGUGAUGCGUCAACAUAAAAAGCGGAUGAUGCUGUUAUGUAAAACAUGCCAAAGUCAGCCGGAGUUUGCGGGAUCUGCGUUCAGGGCCUCGGCUGCUUUCUAAACUCAUCUGCUGCAGCUUGAAGCGUCACGGGUGGAUUUAUUGGUAUUUUUCCCCCCAUUCCUCGCAGCGUGGAGUUUGGAGCGGGUGAAGGGAAUGAAACAGCCUGCUUCAGCUCAGCUCAGCUCAACAUGAGUCGCCCUCGGCUCGGUUUUCCUCCUUCGUUUGUGGGGAGCUCUUACACCUGACGCAUCUCCGUCCCCCCUUCCCCCUGGAACCGAUCGUGGGUUUAUUGUUAAAGGAUCAAUCCGCUCUUUUCCUGCGUGUUCCGGGGCUGCGAAGCGAUUAAUGCCGACCUGACGCCAUCUGCUGCACAACCUUUGGAUGACGAGAUUUCGGCACAUCUGCUCACUGAUGCUGAGACCAUGGUGAAAGCGCAACAGAGCCAGCCGUUGCAGCGCGGGAAACUGCAGAAGAAGAAUGCUUGCAAGAAGAAAGGGGAACUCAAACAGAAGGGAAAUGUGGGAAAGAAUGAGAUUAUUAAAAAACGAAAGAAGGACCCAAGAGGUUUUUAUCGCGGGAAGCCGACUGGAGGAUUCGGUAAAGGAAAGUCCUUCUCCUGUUGCGUUCUGCUGACCCGUCUGGAUGAGAAACGAGUCAACAAAGAAAAGAAUGCAAAAUAUAAUCUGCAAAAGAGCGUCAAAGACAAAAAGAAAGAGCUCUCUGUUUCAAGAUCGACCAAAUCUGGACUUAUGUCAGCUUCCACCGCCAAUCAGCAAACUCCAGAACCAAAAACCAACCAAGAGGACGCCUUACUCAUGCUAGCUUCCCCGGUUGGCGAGCCUCGCAGGCGGAGAAUGGCCUCCCUGAACGCCGAGGCCGUCAACAGUUUGCUGCUCUACAGAGACGGCUCGAUGAUGGCCGACCUCACAAAGAAAUCACAGCCUUCAGGCGAAGACGCAGACGGGGAUCCAAAAGCCAAAAAUAUUUCUGCAGGAGGGAAAAGAGCCAAAAAACAGAAGGAUCAGGCGGAGAGCAUCGACUGGUUGACUUUGCUAGCACCGACGCCGCGACGUCAGGCAGGCCUCACCGCCGCCACGCUGCUCAAACUCACCGGUUCCCAGUACAAAACCAAACGGCAGAAGAAGACAGAGUCCAAUCAGGGCGGCUCAAACGUUGACCCUGUCUGUGGAGGACCAACGCAGACCAAAACAAGAAAACCGCACUCCAAAUCAAACGAGCCGCUGAAGCACAGAAAACCGGAUGCAGAGUUCCCGGCUCAGUCCAAAAUGAGCUACUGCUGUGGUCAGUGUCAGCCAGGCACCACAGCGGGGCACGGCUUCCAGCGCGGCUCGUCGCUAGGAUUCCCCUUAAAAACAAUCAAAGAGGAGCAGAUGGAGGCAGAAGUCACUUCCUGCUUUUGCUGCUCCCAAGAGAGAUGCGUGGAGUACUGUCACAGACUGGCCCUCUUCCUGGAGGACAAGACCUUUAAGGAGCCGGAGGACGGCUCAAUGUCCGACGUGUUCCACCACCACCACCACCACCAUCACCAUCAUCACCACCACCACCACCACCUCCAGUCGCCCCAUUCUGUCGCCCACCCCGCCGCCAUUACCAUCAGCCCGCACACGUACACUUGCUUCCCGGGCUACUACGUCCACUUCACCCAUCCGGACAGCCCGCCAUCGCCAAUGGCUUUGAGCCCAAGGAGCAGCAAGAGGCCGAAACUGCACCCCAGCGCCGGUCCACAACCCUCAGGGAUCAGACACCCGGUUUACUGCUGCACUUCAGUGGAGGCGUGUUACGGAGAGCCCUGCAGAAUCAAUGGCUACUCCUAUCCCAGUGUGAUUCCUGCCAUCACCAGAGGGGGGUGCCCUUACACCCCCAAAGACUGCGCCAAAUGCAACCAAGGCAUCAAAAGAGAAGAAUACUCGCCGAGUCUCGGUGAUCACCACGGCCCGUCCUUCAUCCCCAUGUGUCCCAGCCCCAGAGUUCUGACUGGCUGCCCCGUUCCCACUGUGCCUCCAGCCGGCCAAUCCGUGGCCCACGUCCAGACGCCACCCUCCAACCCCAGCCGACCACAGCCGCCGCUGCAGGUGGCGAAGGAGUGUCCGCAGAGUGCCAGGCCGCCCAGCAGCGGUUCGAGGUCCGGAGCCCGCGGCGGCCUGGCCGUCCCGCCUCUGAACCGGGACAAGAACCAGAGGCUCAGCGCCGCCUCGGUUGGAGGGCAAACGGUUCCCAAGCAGCCGAAGAACAGCCGGCAAAAAUCCACCAACGGCUGGAGGUCGCUGGGCCAGCCCUUUGAGAAGGAGGUUUUUGUUGUUGGAGAGGAGGCUCCGGUGUUGAGGAAAUGCUUUGAGGGAAUCCGCAGGGACAGCGACGAGAUUCGCGUCAGAGACACUGUUCUGCUGAAGUCUGGGCCCAGAAAGAAGUCUCUGCCUUACGUGGCCAAGGUGUCUGCGCUGUGGGAGGAGCCAGAGUCAGGAGAGCUGAUGAUGAGUUUGUUUUGGUAUUAUCGUCCAGAACACACGCAGGGAGGGCACAACCCCACCUUGCAUUGUGAGAAUGAGAUCUUUGCAUCCCGUCACCAAGAUGUCAACAGUGUGGCCUGUAUUGAAGACAAAUGCUAUGUCCUAACAUUGGCACAGUAUUGUCGAUUUUGUGCCUUGGUAAAGCGCCGCAAGGAGGGCGUCCGCGACAGCGCCGCCUCCCUCGUUGUGCCGCCCGUUCUUAGCAACGCCAUGCCCACCCACCACUGUGUGCCCGAUGACGUCGACCCAGAGCUGGUUCUGUUCUGUCGACACGUCUACGACUUCCGCUACGGACGCCUCCUGAAGAACCUGCAGUAGUACGCGGCUCUGCACAGGACCGGAUCGUGUGACCUUACUGUCAUCCUCCAUGAGUUUUAAUCAGCUACUUACGGGGAAUUUAAAUAGCUUUGAACUGUUUAUGUUUGAACACCAUGCAUUUUGCUCGGCAGUCAUCUGACGUGAUGCAUCAGAGUUAUAUGGCGGUGUGAACGGCCUGUGGUGAUAUAGCAGCUGUCUGAAGAACAUGGAAGUUACUCUGCUGUAAAAAAAAACAAAAAAUGCUGCUGUAGCUCUUAGAAAUGUGACCUUUGACAGAUCUGCAGCUGAUGUUUCAUGUGAGUUUUGUAGCCGUCUGCCUGACGGUUAUCAGAUAGCUCUGAUCAUUUUUACCACAUCUCAUCUGAUUUCUUUCUGAUUUGAACAUGCUAAAUAUCACAGAAUCCAAGAGUGAAUUUAACUGGUUUGUCUUAAAAAUCUGCUUUGAGUUAUUGCUAAUUAUUUAGCUUUAAACGGCUAGCAGUCAACUUGCAGAGUUAAAACUUGCUGCUGUAGUUGGACGUCAAUAAAGAUCGGGACGCAUCCACAAGAACAGUUUCAUUAAAAUAAAUCCGCCUUCUGCUGUUUUAGCACAUAUGGAGCAUAUUAGAAUCUCCUGAUGUAAAUUUAGUGAGAAAAAACGAAUGAAAAAGAUUUCCAGUCACAACAGAGAAUAACGGCACAAAAUAAAUUGAUCAAGCAUCAACAAAACUUUAUACACAA
Messenger RNA from Xiphophorus hellerii (green swordtail), 3766 nucleotides. It is a transcript of the gene bahd1, whose product is annotated as bromo adjacent homology domain containing 1. The record is from RefSeq and is a predicted model, not a curated record. Gene Ontology annotation, biological process: negative regulation of DNA-templated transcription; heterochromatin formation. The coding region runs from base 623 to 3046 and encodes 807 amino acids. Gene Ontology annotation, cellular component: chromatin silencing complex. Gene Ontology annotation, molecular function: chromatin binding; transcription cis-regulatory region binding. Lineage: Eukaryota; Metazoa; Chordata; Actinopteri; Cyprinodontiformes; Poeciliidae. The transcript has 7 exons.